This is a messenger RNA of Paramuricea clavata, 273 nucleotides long. Lineage: Eukaryota; Metazoa; Cnidaria; Anthozoa; Malacalcyonacea; Plexauridae. The record is from the annotation of a GenBank genome assembly.
GUUCCUGGCGAUGAGGACAAGGUUCCUGGCGGUGAGGACAAGGUUCCUGGCGGUGAGGACAAGGUUCCUGGCGGUGAGGACGAGGUUCUUGGCUGUGAGGACAAUGUUUUUGACGGUGAGGACAAUGUUCCUGGCGGUGAGGACAAGGUUCUUGGCGGUGAGGACAAGGUUCCCGGCGGUGAGAACAAGGUUUCAGACGGUGAGGACAAGGUUUCUAGCGGUGAACACAAGGUUCCUGGCGAUGAGGACAAGGUUCCUGGCGGUGAGGACGAG